This is a messenger RNA of Silurus meridionalis, 5051 nucleotides long. RefSeq names its product syntaphilin b (gene snphb). Gene Ontology annotation, biological process: neuron differentiation. The coding region runs from base 881 to 2710 and encodes 609 amino acids. The transcript is spliced from 4 exons. Gene Ontology annotation, cellular component: mitochondrion; cytoplasmic microtubule. The record is from RefSeq and is a predicted model, not a curated record. Lineage: Eukaryota; Metazoa; Chordata; Actinopteri; Siluriformes; Siluridae.
CCAACAAAAGUAAGUACACAAACAAGUUCAAAGUGCCAAUAUUUUGUGUAAACAUCAUCGUAUUCAGCACUGCCCUAAUCCAGUGGAAUUGACCAAAGCUCAACAGGUUGUUGUUGGGAUCCUCUUCCACUCCUCCAUAAUGACAUCACAGAGCUGCUGGAUAUUAGACACAAGGCACCUUUGCACCUUCUGCUACAGGUGCUAAAUAGGGUUUAGGUCUGGAGGCAUACUUGGUCACUCCAUCACCUUUACCUUUAGAGGGCAUCAUGUUCUGUUUCAGAAUGUCACAGCACAUGUUGUAUUCCAUGGUUCCCUCAAUAAACAGCAGCUCCCCAGUUCCAGCAGCACUCAUGCAGCCCCAGACCAUUAUACUACCACCACCAUGCACCAUGCCAGACACAAUUUUUUUGGAACUUCUCACCAGGGCAUCACCACAGCAUGAUUCCAGUAAUUAAUUCUCUUGGAGAGAUCGUCUUCAGCAAACUGUGGGCUUUCUUGUGAGCCAGAUUCAGAAGAGGCUUUCUUUCUUCUAGUAUGACGGCCAAGCAAACCAACUUCUUGCACUGUGCGGCAUAUGAUCUGAGCACUGACCGCUUCAACCUCUAAAGCAAUACUGCCAGCACACAAAGUCUGUUUUUUGAAGCCAGCUUCUGCACUUGAUGCACAGCAUGAGGACACAACUUCUUUGAUCGACCCUUGCGAGGCCUUUUCCGAGUGAAACCCAUCUUGGGAAAGUUGGGAAACCUCUGUAUGAAACUGGCCACUGUACUGUAACUCAGUUUCAGGGUGUUACCGAUCAUCUUAUAGCCUAGACCAUCUUUGUGGAAAGCAACAAUUCUAGUUCUCAAAUCCUCAGAGAGUUGAAGUGCCAAGAAGUGCCAUGUUGAACAUCAAGUGGCGGAGUCCAGCACCGAUCAGUAACCGUGAUCCUUAUGGCAAUGCCUCUCUCAGCAGCAGCAGCAACUCAGGCUCAUGCAAGGGCAGUGACUGCAGCCCCACCCCCAGGCACCAUAUGAAGUACACAUCCUGCACAGAUAACCAUGGUAUUAAGCCGCCUCCUCCUGAGCAGUACCUGACCCCUCUGCAGCAGAAAGAGGUGUGCAUCAGACAUCUGAGGGCACGACUCAAAGAAACUGUUGAACGACUGCAGGAAAGAGACACAGAAAUAGAUGAUUUGCGAACUCAGUUGUCCCGAAUGCAGGAGGACUGGAUUGAGGAGGAGUGCCAUCGCGUUGAGGCCCAACUUGCUUUGAAGGAGGCACGUCGGGAAAUCCAGCAGCUGAAGCAGGUCGUCGAUGUUGUUCGCUCCAGCCUGGGUGAGGCAGACUCGGGUGUGCAGAAGUGUUUCCAAGACAUCAAUGUCCAGAAUCAUAAGUUGGAAUCCCUGCUGCAGAGCAUGGAGCUGGCACAAACCGGAGUGGCAAAAGUUACAGAGGCCCCAGUUGGGGGUGGCGCGGUGGGGGCAGGGUCGUGGGUUGGUGAGGGGUCAGUGGGCUCUGGUGAAGGCUCACCCGCCCGCUCACUAACCCGCAGCUCUACCUACACUAAACUGGGCGAGGUUGCACCACCCGAACGCAAUGAAAGAGGCAGUGGCUCAGAUGUGGCAUGUUGCUUGUCAGCCGAGGGUACUCAGGACAGUGGUUUUGUGUGCUGUGGGGAAAUGGCAGGGGGUGGAGUCACAAGGGCUGACCUGCUCCUGGAGGCUGCUUGCCUAUCAGAGGAAACGGCAUCGCUGCUAAACACAUGCUCACACCUGCCUCACUCAGCUACUUGCGAUGCACUGUGCUGUGGAGAGACACGGAUGCUGCCAUUUCGCUGCAGCCUGGGUAGAACAGCUGGAGGUGAGGGUGCCAUGAGCUUCAGCCACCCCUGCCUGUCACAUCACCACCUCUACCUGCACCACCUAAGAGAACAGGCAAUUCAGACAGAAUAUGACUGUGGACCAGCCCCAGCCCAUGGAGCUGCAUUUGGCUCGGACUUGGACACUAUUGCUGAGGUUCGCACUUUCCGCUCUCAGGCCUGCAGCCCUAACUCUACCUGGCUGUCAGAUGAGGUUGACGAUCUAGACUCAGUCACCACUGAAUCUGUCAUCACAGCCACAGCUGCAGGGAAUAACAUUUUUACAGACACUAUCUCCAAUGCAUCAGCUCUGGCAGUAGGUGGCACUCAGUCUGCUGUGACAAAGGCUGUUGUUGAUGAUUCUUUUGCUAUAUUGCCCACUGCAUCAAUAAUGCCAGACACAGAUGCUGCACUAAAGCCUACUACUCAAGAUCCACCCUCAUGUUCUGAUACAACCUCCUUCCCUGUGCCAUUAGUGAAGGAGAAUGAAGAGACCAUCCCACAAACCACCCAGCCACAGAGUUUAGCCUCACAAGGCAGCAUCAAUGGGGUCACUGUUGUAGAAGUGGAUGCUGAUAAUGAAGAAGACCAAAACAAUGAAUCAGUGAGCGCAAACAACUCUGACUGUGACAUGCCUGUUAAGAGCUAUUGGAGCCGUCAUUUUUUAGUGGAUCUCUUAGCUGUGGCAGUGCCAGUGGUACCCACAGUAGCAUGGCUUUGUCAAGGCCCACAGCGUGGAGGCCAUCCCAUGUACCACAUUGGGUCAUUGCUGCGCGGUUGCUGUACCGUAGCCCUGCACUCCCUGCGCCGAGGGGGAGGUCUGCGCCAUUACCCUGCAGGAGGAGGCGGGCCAGGAGGAAUAAAUAUAUGAAAUCAAACAUUGAGUAUCCGAGAGAGGAUCAUCAAGCUGCUCACAGUGCUGUUUGCAGUUCAGACUGGCAGAGACCGUGGGGUGUUAAUGAACAGCCAGGCUAGGAGGCAAGAUUAGCACUGUUGCUUCGUCAUUAGUUAAAUCGUAACCAUCACUCUAAUCUUGAUAUACUACAUAGUCCUGAUAUAGGGCAGAAGGAAAUGAGAAGUGUUUUACCGAUAAAUCUUUACUGAAAUUAUGUCAGUACUUUCUGGGUUUAUACAAUGGUACCUUUUACUUUCAAAACCUGAGCUCUAACCCAACUAUUCUUGAUUAGUUGGCAGGACAAGAAACAGCAAAUGGUCCUGACAGACAUGAACAAUAUUUUGGUAGUUUCAGGAGUGAGGAAAAUAACAAAAUGUCUAAUUCUCUGUCUUCCUGUCUCCUGAUCCUAUGGUGUACUAUUUUGGUCCAAUCUUAUAAGAUAGGGGUUUAAAGGAACAAAAAAAAAACCCUAUAUGUGUGUUGAUAUGUGUGUGUUUGUAUUUGUGUGGUGUUAUUGUGCAGUGUAGCUGAAGCACCUGAACAACUGGAGAUGAUCAUUGCUGCAGCAGUUGUAGGUGCAUGGUUAGUUCUCUCAUUAUAGUACUGAUAAUCGAUUUAUAAACUUUACAUAGUUCAAGGUGGCUUCUCCUGCUAAAGCGUAAUCAAUAGGCAAAAAGAACAUGGAACAUAUUAGCUUUAUUGUGUUAUUCUGAACCAAAAUGAGUGAGUGAAAGACAAAGAAUAUUGCUAUCAAAGGGCAUAGGAGCCGCUAGAUAGGCUAGGUUUAAAGAGUUGAAGGAUGCAUGGAGAACAAGCAAUCAUGUUAUGUUUCUAGUAAUAAUAAUGAUGCUUAAUUAUGAUUAUCAGAACAGGUCUAUAUGAGACAUCUAUAGAACACUAUGUUUCUUUUGCACUUCAAUCAUUUGUUAAUGUUAAUAGUCCCUGUACUGUAAUUAUACCGGUGUUUUUUUGUUUUGUGUUACCAAAGUGACCGAGUCCCCCCAGGAAAUGUUACUUUUAACCGAAUCAGCGCUAUGUGGUGUGACUUUACUGAUAUCACUUGCACUAAAAUUCACUUUAUCACCUAGUUACUUGAAGUUUAGUGUGUAUGCAAUGUUUAAUAUUUGUAGGGCAGAUAUUCACAGAGAUCAGUUUUAACUGACCCAAUCAUGUACAUCUAUGUAGAUGUACAUGUUCUCAAUAAAGAACAAAUGAUAACCAUAAGUGCAAAUCAGUUGCUAAAAUCAGAAAUUACUGUUUUAUUCUUGUGAACAUCUCUCUACUGUAUAUCUAUGAUUACAACCUUCAUUAGUUGCCUUUUCCUCUACACUCCCCUCUGUGUGGAGUCACUGUUUGUGCUGUCAGUUGACUAUGUAUUAGAUGAUUAUACGAUUUUUUUUAGAUGUUUUUGUUUUUUUGCUGCUUUCUCCUGAAACCACAUGACAAUCUUUUGUGUUGUGCAGUGUGUUUUGAGAACUUUCACCAAUCUGUGGUGUGCAGUUUUAAGUAAAUAUGCUAGCAUCACUCUGGCUGUUUUAGCACAUGUAUGUGAUUGUAUGACACUGAACAUAUGAGGUAAACUGGAUUUUUUUUUAAUCAUGUUUAGAAUUUCGAAUUUCACAAUGAUUGUGUGGCUUUUGUGUAUUAUUUGUCUUCAAAAUGGUCAAAGGAUAUUGGAUACACAAGGGAUGGUCCAAACUUGACAUCAAUCAAUUACCUCUAAUUUAUGAGCCAGUAAAGAGCCAUUUAAAUGUUCUUCAAUGCUGUUAAUAGCAAGAUGAAAGCAAGAGGUUUGCAUUGAAGUGACUAAUAAGGCCUUUAAAGUUUGCUGUAAAGCCAUAUUCUACUAAAGGAUUGUAUGUUGUAUGUAAGCAAGGGGGCUUCAGUUGUGUGUGCUUAAAAUGGUGCUUUAUGGUUAUUCUUGAUUUUGUUGCAAUAUUUUUCAUCUUAAUGUCUUACUCCAAAUCUGCUAGUAUAAUUCCAUUCUAAUUAACCACACACACACACAAACACUUACAAUUUGAAAAUGAAUGCAUUAGCCAGUUUGAACCCAGAUCUUUUACAAACCUUCACAGGAUCACAAUCUUUGCAUUGUAUGGAAGGCUAAGUAUUAAAUAGCACUCUCUUUACCUUAAUUUCCUCCAUUAAUAAAUUGAAGCUGAGCUUUAACUCCUAGGUUUGGUAUUUGUCUCUGCAUACAAUAAAAUAGAAUGUCAUAUGCCAGCAUUGUGAUACGUGUGAAUGUAUCUUACACUUCCAAGCAAUGUGCAAAAAUUUACUUUAAAAGUGAAACAAUAAAAUUGUUUCUUGCAAUGUU